AUGCAAGAAGUACCGAAGCAAAGAAGCAAGAAGCACCAAAGCAUAGAAGCAAGAAGCACCAAAGCACAGAUGCAAGAAAGCACCAAAGUACGCAAGAAUGCACUGAAGCAGAGAAGCAAGAAAGCACUGAAGCAGAGAAGCAAAAAGCACCAAAGCACAGAUGCAAGAAAGCACUAAAGCAUGCAAGAAGCACCGAAGCAGAGAAGCAAGAAGCACCGAAGCAGAGAAGCAAGAAAGCACCAAAGCACAGAUGCAAGAAAGCACCAAACAGAGAAGCAAGAAGCACUGAAGCAAAGAAGCAAGAAAGCACUGAAGUACAGACACAAGAAAGCACCGAAGCACAGACACAAGAAAGCAUCAAAAAAGCACCAAAGCACACAAGAAGUACCGAAGCAGAGAAGCAAGAAGCACUGAAACAAAGAAGCAAGAAGCACCAAAGUACAGACGCAAGAAAGCACCAAAGUACGCAAGAAUACACUGAAGCAGAGAAGCAAGAAAGCACCAAAGCAGAGAAGCAAAAAGCACUGAAAGAAGCAAGAAAGCAUCAAAGCACGCAAGAAAGCACCAAAGCACGCAAGAAGCACCAAAGCAGAGAAGCAAGAAGUACUGAAGCAGAGAAGCAAGAAAGCACUAAAGCACAGAUGCAAGAAAGCACUGAAGCACAGACACAAGAAACAAGAAGUAUCAAAGCAGAAAAGCAAGAAAGCAUCGAAGCAGAGAAGCAAGAAAGCACCAAA
Molecule: messenger RNA, 737 nt
Organism: Racocetra persica
Lineage: Eukaryota; Fungi; Glomeromycota; Glomeromycetes; Diversisporales; Gigasporaceae
Source: the annotation of a GenBank genome assembly